GAGAAGAUUCGUGUUCCGUGACUGAAUUCAGUAGUCACCGCAGAAAAUCCAAUAUGGUGUCCGUUGUUCAGCGGUUUACCUCGAAUGUCCGUAUCUCGGGAUAGAAUCGUCGCACGGCGACCGCGUGGUUAGCGACAAUUAUGAAAAUUCGAUUGAAGGCACCACGCCGCACGUGAGAACUCUCAUGCCACUGCGUCCCACGCGCGAUCGACGGCCGUGAAGGGAUCCGGAGGACGCCUCGAGGACGAGUGCGGGGCCGAGAGCCAGCCCCUCCGUUUGUCCUCUUCCUCGGCGCGCGCGGAAAGAAAGACAAUUUCGAGGAAGAUAAAGGAAGAGUGGCGAAAUAUCAAAGGGGAAAAGAAAAAAAAAGAUGAACACCGAUAAGAUGGAGGGUGGCACGGGAGUGAAUAAUCCGGAGGAGCAGUCGGCUAGCAAAAUCAAGGCGAUGAAACGGGACUCGAUAGCAGACGUCACGACUCUAGACAUAAAGUCACGUCUCAGUCUGGAGACGGCGACGACUACUAUGACGGAGGCUUGCGAAGGCAGCGAGCCGCCGCAUGUCAACGGAGUGGUCCAGGUGAACGGUAUCUGCGACUCCCCGCAAAGAACUGCCGCCGUCAACGAUCUCUCCCUUCAAUCUAAAACAAUGGAAACUAGUCAUUUAAACCAACAUGAACAAGCAACGGGAACGUUAUCCAUGGAAAGUAAAGACAACGAUAUCCGAUACGUUAGCUAUACAAGUGAAUUACAAAUGCCUGAUAUUAUGAAAUUAAUACAGAAGGACCUAAGUGAGCCGUAUUCUAUUUACACGUAUAGAUAUUUUAUUCAUAACUGGCCGAAAUUGUGCUUCCUGGCGAUGCAUGGUGAGGAGUGCGUUGGUGCCAUCGUCUGCAAGCUGGAUAUCCAUAGAAAGGUGAUAAAGCGCGGCUACAUCGCAAUGCUGGCCGUUGAUGUAAAGUACCGAAAGCGGAAGAUUGGGUCGAAUUUGGUGAGGCAGGCUAUUCAAGCGAUGGUUGAAGAUGACGCGGACGAGGUGGUAUUGGAAACGGAGAUCACCAACAGGCCGGCGCUACGCCUAUACGAGAAUCUUGGAUUUGUGCGGGAUAAACGAUUAUUUCGAUAUUACUUAAACGGCGUGGACGCGUUGCGACUGAAAUUAUGGCUCAGGUGAAAUUCAUCUGUGUGCUUAUGUCAAUAGGUAUAUUUAAAUAAUUGCAAUGUUGAAGAGAGAUGUAACAUCUAUGCUCUACGUACAAUCAGGCAAAAACGAACCGACAUUAAUGUCAAAGAGAGUAUGUGUCUUUAUGUGCACGAAGCUACGUGUUUUUCUGAUUGCAAUAUGAAAUUUCCUUUCUAGAAAGAAUUGAUUUUAGUUAGGUCAUCUGUGACUAAAAUAUGAUGGAUAAACUCUAUAUUGUGACAAGAUUUUUUUCUGCUUUUCUUGAAAAUCAUUUUAACAAAUCUAUUUUUUCCAUACUGUGUGAGAUAAAUGAAAUAUCUCUAACAGCCUAUUAUGAUGGUACACCUUUCGAGGGUGAAACGCAUAUGUACAGAGAGUAAUUUGUUAAUAGUGCCUAACUGUUGCCUGACUAGUUAGUUAUUUUGUUAUGAAUUUGCUGCAAUUCCUUUGAUAUUAAUGUCAGCAGUUGAGAUAGAUUUCAAUUGCAGCUUGAAGAUGUAAAAGUAACGAGUGAUAAAGAAGAAACAAAAUCGAGACUGUGAGAAGUACUGAGGAAAAACAAUGUCUAUAUCUUGCCGGGGCUCACAUUGAUAAAAUGCGCAUUUUGUUGAAGUGUGUACAAGCUUCCGAAGAUUAAUUCGAAAGAAGUUCAUAAGUUACAAUUACUUACACUGACUUACUGCAUGGAGAUUUGUUCUAAGACUAAACAUAUACAAGGAUCAUAUAUUUUGCCACAAACGGGUAUAAUUAAUUAUAUAUACAGCGUUAAUUUUAAUGGCUGUUCCAUGGCUUUUACCAUGAGAGAUGGGAUUAUCGACUGCAAUACAAAGUUUGGACAGCCAUUAAAAUUCACCCUGUAUAUACAUAUAUAUAUAUAUAUAUAUAUAGUAUAUACGAUAUAUAUUUUAAUUAUACCUUGAAUUACAAAUUUUUAAGACUUGUGAAAAGCAAUCAAAAAAGUUCAUACGAUUUAUUUGGCCUUGUCAAGACUAGUUUCGUAAUUUAUUUAUUUAUUUUUUUCAGAAACGGAGUUUGAAUACUAAUUUUAUUACUUGAUUUAUUAGAUGAUGAGAGAUUCGAUUUAUAAAUAUUGAGGUAUAAUCUUUAAUCAAGAGAAAAAAGCGAUUUGGCUACAGUAAGUUGUAAAGUAAUGUUUGAGAUGUAAUCAAUAAAAGGCCGUGAGAUAUUUGUAUAAAUUUUGUUUAUUGUCAUUUAAUGUUUCUAAUGGAUGCCAUUAGUUUAUUUUAAUUAGUUGUUCAACAUAACGAUUAUAAAGAAUUACAUUCAAUAACGUUCUGUAAAAAUUAUACAUUAUAUGACAAAUUGUUGUAUAAUAUUGCGUCGAGCGUACAAUUUUGUCAGUGUGAACGGCAAAAAUGAAAAAAAUGAUGAAGAAAGAUGAAAAGAAACAAAGGCCAACGGACGACGGCGAAACAUUAGGAAAAGUAUUUCCGUUUAAAAUUGUAAAGUGAUACACGGAAAUAUAUUGAUAUAUAUAUAAAUAUAUAUGAACAAAAUACAGAUAUGGACAAAAAAACAAAAAAAUUAUUGUUUACGAAAUUGAGAUGUUGCGCGAGGAAGUGUGCCUCACGCGGUUAACGCAGUUGAGGGAUGAUGUGCGCAUUACUGUCUACCUAUAAUAUCUAUCUUUGUAUAAAAUAAAUGCGAAGCACAGAUCAUAAUGUAACUAUUAAAAAAAA
This is a messenger RNA of Monomorium pharaonis (pharaoh ant), 2880 nucleotides long. Its product is annotated as N-alpha-acetyltransferase 30. The record is from RefSeq and is a predicted model, not a curated record. Gene Ontology annotation, cellular component: NatC complex. Lineage: Eukaryota; Metazoa; Arthropoda; Insecta; Hymenoptera; Formicidae. The coding region runs from base 371 to 1171 and encodes 266 amino acids. Gene Ontology annotation, biological process: N-terminal peptidyl-methionine acetylation. Gene Ontology annotation, molecular function: protein-N-terminal amino-acid acetyltransferase activity. The transcript is spliced from 3 exons.